Messenger RNA from Oreochromis aureus, 1610 nucleotides. It is a transcript of the gene oprk1, whose product is annotated as opioid receptor, kappa 1. The transcript has 3 exons. Gene Ontology annotation, molecular function: dynorphin receptor activity; neuropeptide binding. The record is from RefSeq and is a predicted model, not a curated record. NCBI's taxonomy places the organism in Eukaryota, Metazoa, Chordata, Actinopteri, Cichliformes, Cichlidae. Bases 109 to 1239 code for a protein of 376 amino acids. Gene Ontology annotation, biological process: neuropeptide signaling pathway; G protein-coupled opioid receptor signaling pathway; sensory perception of pain. Gene Ontology annotation, cellular component: neuron projection; membrane.
UAUUCUGCUGUCUUGGUCUGCACCAAUUUAAGUUGAGCGGUCAGUUUACGCCCAACAGCAGCAGCAACAGCAGCAGCGGCGGCGGCGGCGGCGGCAGCUUUCAGCACCAUGGAGAGCAACGUGGUGCACAUCUUCAAAGAGGACCGGUGUCCCUCGGGCCAGCCGGGGGAGUGCAUCCCAAACUUCACCUGGCAACCUUCGGAUAUCUUCAACUACACUGCCAACGGCACCUGGGAUGCUGAACCCGAGCCAAUGUCGCCCAUCAUCCCCAUCAUAGUCGCCGUUUACUCCAUAGUGUUCGUGGUGGGCUUAGUCGGCAAUUGUUUGGUGAUGUAUGUCAUCAUAAGAUACACAAAAAUGAAAACAGCCACCAACAUCUACAUCUUUAACCUGGCCGUGGCCGACGCCCUGGUCACCACCACCAUGCCCUUCCAGAGCACCGACUACCUGCUCAGCUCCUGGCCGUUUGGUGAGAUAGCGUGCAAAGUUUUCAUCUCCAUCGAUUACUAUAACAUGUUCACCAGCAUCUUCACCUUGACCAUGAUGAGCGUGGACCGCUACGUAGCUGUGUGUCACCCUGUUAAGGCCUUGGAUUUCCGGACCCCCGUCAAGGCCAAGAUCAUCAAUGUUAUCAUCUGGGUGCUGUCAUCGGCUGCUGGGAUCCCUGCCAUGAUACUGGGCAGCACCAAUACUAAUAAUGGGACUACAGAGUGUGCUUUACAGUUCCCUGAUCCCUACAUCUACUGGGACACUCUGAUGAAGAUCUGUGUCUUCAUCUUUGCAUUUGUGGCACCGGUCAUCAUUAUAACUGUCUGCUACACUCUGAUGGUCAUGAGGCUGAAGAGCGUGCGGCUGCUGUCAGGCUCACGCGAGAAGGACCGCAACCUGCGUCGCAUCACCCGUCUGGUGCUGGUGGUGGUCGCCGUCUUUGUGGUGUGCUGGACACCCAUCCACAUCUUCAUCUUGGUCAAGACGCUGUCAACAAAUGUCCCCGAGACCACGGCUGUCAUGGCCGCCUACUUCUUCUGCGUGGCGCUGGGCUACACCAACAGCAGCCUUAACCCCAUCCUCUAUGCUUUCCUGGAUGAGAACUUCAAGAGAUGCUUCAGAGACUUUUGCUGUCCCAGAACACAAGGACAAGGUGACUGUCAUGGAGUGAGCCGUGUGAGAAGCACUCUGCGGGAUCACUCGUGCCCUGCAGAAGGUCGGGGAGGUGUAAAGCAAGCUAGGCCUGUAUGACUAGCCAUGGACAUGUCCUCUAUGCCCUAUCAGAGCUGGGAGGACUCCAAUGAGCUGGGCUUAACUCAAAUCACUACAGCUAUCUGAGAUAAAAGCCAGAGUCAGGGCCAGAUUUUUAGCUCUGUAUCCAGCACGUUGGUCAAAUAAGCCAAAAACAAAUUCACUUAAAAGAUUAGCCUGGUGCUAAUCUAUGUUUUAUUCUUACUACACAAAUCCCAUGAAAAGGCCACAACCAACAAAGAUUGGAGCUUCUAAUUUUAUGUACGCUACUCUGCUGCAAUGAAUGAGUCACUAAAGCCACUAAAAAGUAUUAAUUCCUCACUAAAAACAGUCACCAAGGAAUACACUUCAGUCGGGUUGGAGGCCACAGA